This is a messenger RNA of Drosophila rhopaloa, 1912 nucleotides long. RefSeq lists its product as uncharacterized. Bases 991 to 1482 code for a protein of 163 amino acids. Lineage: Eukaryota; Metazoa; Arthropoda; Insecta; Diptera; Drosophilidae. The transcript has 3 exons. The record is from RefSeq and is a predicted model, not a curated record.
CCUGUAAAAAAAGGUUUUGAAAAAGUUAAAAAUUAGAAAACAAAAAUAUUAAAACAAGAGCUACAAGCUACAACCUUUCUCCGAAAAUCUAGUAUGCUAAAAAUAUCUAUAUAGGGGUCACCAUUAGUUAUAUAGCGUCAGUAAACCGCCGGUAGACUGUUGAAAACAACGCAUUUUUCACGACACUUUCAAGAAACAAAAAGAGAUAGUUCAUACGAGAAAUGACUGAAGGCGAAACGACUGUUGAAUCUUUCAUGAAGUGGAAACUCCCUAAGAUUUAAAUGUCAGCGCAUCGGCGAGGAAAUUGAAACAACGUGAUUUUGAAGUCAUUGAAGUGGAUUUUUCGUUCGGCUAUCAUUUCGUCACUUUUGUAACAGUUUUUGAUGCCCUUUCGAACGUCGUUGUGUGUAAAGUGUGUCAUUCUGAAGUAAAAUUCUCAGAGAGCAGUAAACGAGGAUUGGGAUUUAAACUUGUUGUAUCCUGUGAUAAAUGCGAGAAAAAAGAAAUACCGAAUAGCACAUACAUCAAGAAUGCCUACGAAUAAUCGAAGAAUUAUUUUUGCCAUGCGAUUGCUUGGAAUCGGUCUGCAUGGAAUAAGAAAAUUUCGCGCGUUUAUGGAAUUGCCCCGCCCCGUCUUUCAAGCGACUUAUGACAGUAUUAUCGCACACAUUUUGUCUGCAAGAGAAGUAGUUUUCAAGAGCAGUAUGUCAAAUGCAGCACAAGAAGAUGAUGUUUUCCAAGCCAUAAAGCCGGUAUACCCGCUGCAUUGGAGGAUACACGCAAAAUAACAAUGAGAGUUUCAACUCGACUGUGUGGGCGAUGGCUCCAAAAACGAUGAAUUUCGUUUCGAGUUUUGCCAGGCAGUGGACCAGAACCGCAUCAAAAAAGCAGAAUAAUCAUUGAGUGAUGGAGCAAAACAGGCCCGCCUCGACUUAAAAGCUGUUUGGAAGGAGAAGCAACAGGUGGACAUCGAUAUAGAAGGCCAACUGUAUGAUGCAGGCAUCGCAGAUUAAAGAAAACGCUGAAAGUCUUGAGGUGCUAACGCUGGCCCAUUUCCUGAAAGGCCCCAGCUACACAAGGUUUCCUGAGCCUGAUAUCACGCAUCUCCGAGAAGGCCGCCUCAGCAGAUGGCAUAGGGUGACACAGAUGCAGCAGCAAUUCUGGAAGCGGUGGAGCAGCGAGUAUUUAUCCUUGCUCCAAGAAAGGAGUAAGUGGCGCAUCGAAAGAUCCAACAUCAAUGUCGGAAGCAUCGUGUUGCUGAAGGAGGACAACCUUCCACCCUUGAAAUGGCAGCUGGGGUGCAUCCAAGGAGUCGUUCCAGGCGAGGACGGCGUCGUCAGAGUAGCAAUGGUCCGUACAGCUACGGGUCUAGUCAAGAGAGCCGUCGCCAAGUUAGCCGUUCUGCCCAUCGAUUCCCAUUCAGUUGGAGCCCUACUUCCUCCAACGGGGGGAGUAUGUUCGGAGCAGCCCGCCAGCGCCUAGUCUAGUGCGCAUAGGUGUACGGCUGAACCUGUAGCGCUCUUGCGCUCUCCUCUUUAUAUUUGCCUUAUCUCGCUAAGCUGUCGCGCUACCUAUUCAGCGACUACAUUUAUAAAACCCGAAUUAAAAUAUGAAGCCAGGCUUUCGGCUGCAGCAGUGCUGAUUCGACUGGCAGAAUAAACACGACACGUACAUAAACUGAUAAAAUUAAAAAGCGUUAUUAUUACAUAAUAUACGUGGCAUUUUUGUUGACUUCCCCCAAACAAUGGUAAUAUAUGCCAUAAGAAAAUGUACUACGAGGCAACGAUUGCAAGCCAUUACUUUCACCGGACCGUUGCAAGGUAUCUUAUAAUAAGUUAAAAUCAAAUAAAUAAAUAUAUCGAAUUAAAAAAUACAGUCCACUAAUUUUAUGUUUGCAUUGUUAACGAAAAGA